Molecule: messenger RNA, 1029 nt
Organism: Achroia grisella
Lineage: Eukaryota; Metazoa; Arthropoda; Insecta; Lepidoptera; Pyralidae
Product: U5 small nuclear ribonucleoprotein TSSC4
Exons: 1
Coding region: 362-994 (210 amino acids)
Source: RefSeq, a predicted model, not a curated record
AGUAAAUUUUGACAUAACAAAAAUAAACAUAUUAUUAUUAUAUACAUACUUUAUUCAGGCUUGAAAUGCUUUUCUAUUCCAUCUAAAUUGUUCAUUUCAAUAACAACAAUAACUAGCUUUAGUGUUUAGUUUGAGACUUUCGUAUUUAUAAAGUACAAAGAGUACUUUGUUGAGUAAGUUAUAAUGUCGCUUUGUACUUGGUGAUGUACAUUUUGAUAUUUACUUUUUUAUUGUUCUAUGAAAAGAGAACAUAAGAUAAUAUCCGUUCUCUGCGAACUACAUCGAGAUACAAGGAAGAAAAUUUUAAGAUAAAAAUCAACAAAUUUGUGUGUAAAUUACAAUAUUCAAUUAAUCACCAAUAAUGUCGUCUUUCCAUGAAAGACAAAAAAAUCUUUUUAAUCUUCUAAAAGAUGCUGAAGAUCAAUACAGUUUUUCGAAAACAAAUAAAGCUACUGAUUCACCUAGUUAUAAUGAAAUAGACAAACAAACCUACAAGAAACUGAAACACCAAAUGAAACAAUUCAGGGGUAAGGAAAGUAUAUAUAAAAGACAAGAAGCAAAUAUCCGUGAAUGUUUAAGAGCAAAAUCUAUCCCAGACUACAUAAAGAAUCCAAAUAAAUGGGUUUAUUACUCGUUGUCAGAUGUUACACCGGAACAGAUGUCAGAUGCAACAAAUACUGCUACUGCACUUGCAUUAAUACAAAAAUUGGAAGAAGAUAACAAAACUGAUAUGGAAUGUGAUGAAGAAAGUUCAGAUGUUGUUUUCAAGAAGCCUAUAUUUCAUAGCUCUAUUACUGUGAAGAAGGCUUUAAAAUCAGAAAAUGAGAAAGCUAUAUUUAAAGGCAAUAAGAUUGUUAUGCCAGAAUAUGUUGUGGGUGUCUCUGGUAAAAGAGAAAAAAAGGAAAAAGUUGUACGAAGGGCUUCACAAGUUAAUACAGAUAAGAAGAUAGAAUUAAAGCUGAACCAUCUCUAUGAAGAUGAUGAAGACUCAUAGUUAAAGAAUUCAGUCAAUAUAAUAUUAUUUUAUAA